AUGGCUCCUCAGGUUAUCUCCAAGCCUGCCAUGGGUCCAGCUCACCGCGCUCACGCCCAGAGCAAGACUCUCAUCAACAACGCCGGUGCCGCCGCUGCCGUCAGAAAGAUGACUGGCCCUGCUAUCCCCACCACCAAGGGAUCGAACGCCUUGGUCACCGAGCCCCAGGUUGAGGAGGUCAACAUGGUUCAGAAGGCCGAGAAGGCUGAGAAGGGCAAGGAGGCCGAGAAGCCUCGCUUCGACACCUUCUACCCUUUCCCCCGUCUCCCCAAUGAGAUCAAGGCGAUGGUCCUGUCUGAGUAUAUCGACUUUGAGCCUUCCAUCAUCUACGCAAGCUGCAAGGCGAACAAGGAAGUCCCGGGCCUCAUCGACGUCAACACUGGCAAGGACGGCGCUCACUCGAAGUUCAAGUGCCUCGCCCAGCUCAUGAAGGGCAUCCCCGGCUUCGAGGCCUACGUCGAGCGCACGAUUGGUGUCUCGUUCUACGACUUGUCCUACCACCCCGAGGAAGGCGUCCGCAAGGGCAAGGAUCUCAUGGUUCUUGUCUUCGAUAACAAGAUGGGUCGCCACUUGAACUGGUACGGCGCUACUCAGCGUAAGCAUAACCGCGAGUACUUCGUUCCGGGUAUCGAGGACAUUGGCGUCAUGUACGAUCAUGACCGCCUCUACGGCCUGGGCUUGGGCGCUGGUCUCCAGUCGUCCUCCGUUCACCCUUGCUCCUCCCAAGAUCUCAGCAUGUUCGUCACCAACCUCGGUGCCGUCAAGAACUUCUACCUUCUCGUCAAGCUGCGCGGCAGUCAGGCUGAGCAGAAGAAGUGGAUGAAAAUUCAUCUUGCCAUUGCGAAGCAUUGCAACAAGGAUCUCAUGGUCUUUGAGGACAAGGAUCGAACCUGGGUGGAGAUCACCCAGAACAAGGCAAGACGCCAGUACGGCACCCCCGUGCAAGCUGCCGGCGACCUCCUCCGACAGGCCGAUAAAUUGUACCAUGCAAUCGGCACCAUGUGUGGUGGAUCCCCCAGGGUCCAGUUCCGCAUUCUUGUGGCUUCGCGCUUCAAGAACAAGACGCUGGGAAUCUGGGACUGA
This is a messenger RNA of Colletotrichum phormii, 1083 nucleotides long. RefSeq lists its product as uncharacterized. The coding region runs from base 1 to 1083 and encodes 360 amino acids. The record is from RefSeq and is a predicted model, not a curated record. Lineage: Eukaryota; Fungi; Ascomycota; Sordariomycetes; Glomerellales; Glomerellaceae. The transcript has 2 exons.